This is a messenger RNA of Hypanus sabinus (Atlantic stingray), 5294 nucleotides long. It is a transcript of the gene gatad2ab, whose product is annotated as GATA zinc finger domain containing 2Ab. Gene Ontology annotation, biological process: negative regulation of transcription by RNA polymerase II. The transcript is spliced from 15 exons. Gene Ontology annotation, molecular function: sequence-specific DNA binding. The record is from RefSeq and is a predicted model, not a curated record. Lineage: Eukaryota; Metazoa; Chordata; Chondrichthyes; Myliobatiformes; Dasyatidae. Bases 564 to 2498 code for a protein of 644 amino acids. Gene Ontology annotation, cellular component: NuRD complex.
CAUUGUUGCAUUGGAGAGAGGGGAGAUUCGGGUCGUCGCUCAUAGCAACGGGCCGGGGAAAGGCGAGAAAUCCCGCUCCCCGCGCCACCCCCGAUACCUGUUCCCACAAUUGCCUCUUUAGUAAUCCCAAUUUAAGAGAAAACUUUUUUUUUAAAUAUAAAAAUACGAAAAAUACAAUGGCCGUUCUGGAGCCCGAGGCCUAACUUCACUGUUGAAGCCUCGGGGUCGAGUCAGUGGGCAGUCCGUGCCGGCUCGCUGCUGUCCCGGCAUCAAUGAUGCGCUGAAGCUGGAGGGCUUUUUAAAUAGAAAAUAAUCGAAGAAAAUAAACUAAAGAACAAUAAAAAGACACAAAAACGCCGGGAGUUCACUCCACCAUCCCCACAAAGCAAAUAAUCCCCGGAGGGAGGACUCUGCCAAGUUCCAGUUGCAUCGAUAUGUUGGGACCAAGUUAGGUCCUUAGAGAUCUUGACACCCAGGAACUUGAAACUGCUCACUCUCUUCACUUCUGAUCCCUCUAUGAAGAUUGGAUACGCUUGGAAAAUCAAGAGUCUUUAACAGAAGAAAUGGCUCUACAAGACUUGACAGAUAUUUCUGCAAUGACAGAUGAGGUGUACAGGACACGAAGCCAGAAGAGAGCGUUGGAACGGGAUGGUCUACACAAUGAUGUUGAGACAAAAAAACCCAAAAUGGAAUGUUCCCGAGGAACUGAUCUGGACAGUGAUUUGGAAGAUCUAAAAGAGAUCAGGAUUAAAACAGAGCCGGCUGACCGGGGUGGCGGAAGAACUACAGGAUUAUUAAAGGGGCCAGGCGAAGUGAAAGCAACAAUCAAAGUCGAAGUACCGACUGGAGAUGAGCCCGUUGACAUGAGUACAUCAAAGAUUUUCAAAAUAACAAAAAAGGAAAAGGGCCUGAAGCAAAAGUUUGGGCACCCUGCAUGUGAAGUGAAGAAGGGAAAGCGUGCCCCAUCUCCAGACAUCAUUGUCCUUUCUGACAACGAGCCUUCGAGUCCCAGGUUGAAUGGGCUCUCAAAAGAAAUGGGAAGAAGUGCAAAUACAGAUGAUAUUAUGAAGAGCAGCCCUGAGGAACGGGAAAGAAUAAUCAAGCAAUUAAAGGAAGAGUUGCGAUUAGAGGAGGCCAAACUUGUCCUGCUCAAGAAACUCCGCCAGAGUCAGAUUCAGAAGGAGGCCACAAUUCCAAAGCCUGCUGUCUCGACAGGCACUGCCUUGGCCACCCCACCCCCGCUGGUCCGGGGAACGCUGCACGUUCCCACUGGCAAACCCAACUUCCAGGUAACCACUACACGUGCAGUGGGAACAGUAAUCCCACCACCGUUGGUUCGUGGGGGUCAACAGGGGACCUCAAAGCUUGGAUCUCAGCAGAACCCACAGAUCGUGAUGCCACCAUUAGUGAGAGGAGCUCAGCCGAUGUCUGUUUCUCAGCAAAUCCACACCAUCAGACCACACGGCAGCACUGCCCCACCUCCGCUGUUACUGGCUCCCAGGGCAUCGGUGCCUAACACUGUACACAUCCAGGGCCAGAGGGUUCUACAGCAGGGACUGAUCCGUGUGGCCAAUGUCCCCAACACCAGCCUGCUCGUCAACAUUCCACAGGCUUCAAAUACAAUGAAAGCCUCAUCCUUGAACUCUGCUCAGUCGAAUGCUAGCAGCAAUACUGCAGUAUCCGUUGUCAACUCCAAUGAGUCACCAGCCAGCCGACAGGCUGCCGCCAAGCUUGCUCUCCGCAAGCAGCUGGAGAAAACGUUGCUGGAAAUUCCACCGCCCAAACCUCCAGCCCCGGAGCUGAACUUCUUACCAAGCGCUGCUAAUAAUGAGUUUAUCUACCUGGUCGGUCUUGAAGAAGUGGUGCAUAACCUCCUAGAAACACAAGGUAAAGCCUCAGCACAGGCAAUGGUUCAAGAACCAUACGCCUGCUCUCAAUGUAAAACUGACUUUACCUGUCGCUGGAGGCAAGGGAAGACUGGGACGAUCAUGUGUGAGCAAUGUGUGACAUCCAACCAGAAGAAGGCAUUGAAAGCUGAACAUACUAACCGUCUGAAAGCAGCAUUUGUGAAGGCUCUUCAGCAAGAACAGGAGAUUGAACAACGGAUACUUCAACAGACACCUUCCACUGUACAAAGCAAGCAGGACUCUACAGUACAGCACCAUUCGUUGAAACAGGUAUGGAAGGGAUCCAGCCAGUUGUCUCGAGGACCUCAGAGCACCACAGCCCGUGGGGUGCUGCACACGUUCAGCCAGUCAUCUCAGCUGCAGAACGUCUCUCUUGUCAACAGGCAAAGCAAACACGCUGAAAGAGCUGGUGCUAAAGGCAGCAUCACUACCUGGAGGAAGCAGGCCCCCAACACAGGGGUUACAAUGGCUUACGUUAGCCCAAACCUAUCAGGCCAGAAGACGUCAUCAACCAUGGAUCGUCACCGCGAGUACCUGUUGGACAUGAUCCCUUCACGAUCCAUCAACCAGCCAUCCAACGCAUGGAAAUAGAUGCAGUGGAGUGGGGUGGGUGGGAGGGUUAGACAGAGAUGCUUGGAAAGGCCAAGGCGAAUACCUUGUCCCCAUCUUUGCUCGCUGCAGUCACGCAGUCCAACGGUCAAAGGUGUGGGGCCCAGGUCACCCCAGAAACUGCCCGUACAGUAGAGUCUGCAUUUCUUGGAAUUGUGAGCACUGUUCUUGCACAGCGUAUAAGGGAAAGUACAAUGUGUAACCAGAUGGACAUAGGCAUACAUCUUGCCAGAUUACAAUGACACUGCAUGUGGAAAAGAGGUCUCUUUUACUUGCUGUUUCUAUGUGCGUGUGUGCAAGUACACGUAUUUAGUGCUCACACAUGUGUUGCUGUUUUUCACUUUGUGAUACAAGUGAUAUCAUCAUGGAUCUCUGGUUCUGCAGUAGCUGUAUUGUUCUGGGAACUGUGGAAGAGGUCCCUCCACCCUGAUGAAUGUAGUGCAGGUCACUCAGGGUGUGGGAUAAAGUGGGGGCAGUUGGGAGUGUCCCAUCUCGAGUGGAGAUGUCAGAGAGACUUGGCCUUGUUGAUCUCCUUCCCAUGGUGCAGAUCAGGUGUAUAGACGUUUCUUUACUCUUCCACUAGUGUGCUGAUAGAAUUGUUUAUAAGUAAACAGAAUUACCUCCAACUUUCACCCGUUUGCAAAGCAGCCUGACUGUCUGGAUUUGAAAUUUUUAAGACUUUAUUUUUGGAGUCGGGAUGAAAGUCACUGGAGAUUGUGCAGUGAUGCUGAUUCUUUCCAUCUGAAUGCAGAUUCCUUCCGUGUCAUUCCCACAAAUCCCACACCAUACUGUCAGUAAACAACACAUUUAACAUCUGGGCGUAACAUGGUUAGCCUUGAUCAUUCCAACUUCCUAUUGUUUCUGAGUGGGGGAGAUUGUGUAAACAAAUGGAUUAAGUUUUGUCUUUGGUGGUGUCCUGGUGAUAAUCUGCCUCCAUCAGUUUGUGAGUUCAGUAGCACUGAACUCUUUGCUUGGGACGUAGAGGUAAAGAGCCCUGCCCGAUCCUUGGAGUGCGUGACCAGUAUCCCACUGCAGCUGAACGAGAGCCAGCCUGGGAUAGCACUGACUAUUGGUUUUUUGGUGAUCUUGUGCUCAAUGGGAGAGGCAGGCGGGUGGGUGGGGGGGGGGGCCUUUGACUUGUUUAUACUGAAUCUUUCUGGGCUGGGAAGGUGACCUGUGUAUGUGCUCCCUUGGGAAAGUGAGCUUUCCUGAGUGAUCCAAUGCAAUUGGUGAUGGUGGAGGUAGUCCUGUAAAAAAGCAUCACCCUUCAGUAUUGGUGACCAGGGCCGCCGUCUUCCUGCCCCCAUGGCAGUCAUUUUAAUCUGCUACUUUACCCUUAACCUGUCAACACUCUUCUGACAUUUGGGCAGACUUUUAUUUUUCCCCCAGUUUUUGAUACAGAUUAGUCAUUAGUAAAGCCAUUAAAAUAUUUUGCAGAUGUUCUUGUUUAUUAGAGGGUAUUUUUGUGUUUGCUUGGUUAGCUGGAAUGAUGUCCUUAAUUCAACCAAAGUAUCGUUGGAGUUAAUUUUUUAAUGUGAAUUUUCUCACUGUGGAGAUUGAAGUAACAACAAAAUUUAUUCUCCAGCUUCUGGGUCCAUUCAGAGUCUCACUGAACUCUCGAGGGAAAGGGUUCACCGCUAAGGUGUUUAUCAUCUAUCCAUAUUCCAGUGCGUUCCCAGUGUCUGCACACCAACAGUAGGUGCACAUCAUCCGCAUAUACACGUGAUCAGUCAUACCUCCUUUCGUUGCUUCCUGAUCUCACUGUGUACUCUUUGACUUCCCACUCCUGUACCUCUGAUUGUGUGGACAUGUCAGAGCAAUUGUCCAAAAGGCUCACACUUUUCCAAACUAUCGCCAUUUUGAACGUACUUUCACUGUCUUCACUACUGUCUCUGUGGCAACCUGGGCUGGAUUUCAAUAAGCAAGUUCCCUCUGCAGAGCCUCAGAUUCUCCAAAAUACAACAUACAGAACUGAUAUUUAUGUUGCUGUAUAAGUUUGAUUUUGCCUUGAUUUUCAUUGGAUCUUUAAAGAAUAUGCUAUUCAGGACUCUGGGUGGAUUGUAGGGGUUGCUGUGCUUCUCCUUCCCUCCCCCUCACCCCACAACCCCAUCUGUAACUCGAGAGACUACCAUACUAUCACAUUCAAUAGUAAUAAUUCUGUUCCCAUUUUUGAGCUUGUCCUGUGGAGAGUCAGCCUAUUUACUGACUGUGCUUGCUGGUUACUGAGCAAAUUGGCCAUGUUCAAGAAGAUCCUUCCUCCGGUCCCACUUCUACAUGCCUACUGAAGGUGAUUGUUUUUCUCGCAGUAUUUGAGGACAGAUUAGGUUGAUUUGGACAGUCAUCCUCACUGAUCUGUGUGCUUGUUCUGAACUGGGAAUCUCACCUGUCUGAGUUAGGCCUAAGAAAUAGGAUGUCUAGUAACUGCCAUCAUCAUACCAUCUUCCUGCCCCUUUCCCUGACAGUGAGGUUGUGGUGAAGAAACGGCCUGUGCCCAACCUCAAAAAACUUGAGAUGUCCCGCCCUGUCAUUGUGGGCCAUUCAUUCAGGUAGGACUCUUGUGGAAAGGGGACAAGAAACAAUUCUGCAAAGCUCACCAGCUUUGACUUUGAAGGAACUGUAGUCCACAGGACAAUGCAUCUCAUUUGGGUGUUGUAUGUCAUGUUCAUACCAAAUAUUGCAGCCAGCUUCACAUUGGCGACAAGGAUUGUCACAAACCCUUAGCCCUUUGGAUCCCAUGUUUCAUUGAGGCUUCAUCCCUGCCAUUUCCCCCCCCCCCCC